AUGGAUCCUGAGGCAAUUUUAGAUGAUCUUACAAAGUUAUCCCUUCAAAAACGAUUUAAAGAGAGUUUAGUGGACGACCUAUCAAUACGCUCAUCUGAUGAUUUAGAUAAUUAUGUGCGAGAUUUCCAGAUUGAUGAUUCUAUAUCAGAAUGUUUUGUUAGUGAUACAGAGACAACGAGCAGACACAUGAAACAGGAUGAACCAAUAAGAUCUGGAGGGAGUCACAAGCAAAAUGGUAGAAAACACAUAAGUGACUUAUUUAAAAGGAAAUCCAAAGAUACCACGAAGUCACACUAUGUUAAGGAAACAAAAUAUCACAAAGAAAAAGAAAACAUAUAUUUUGAAAUGAAAUCGUGCAUACCAAAGACUGCGUUGCUGAAUUCACUUCCAUCACAAGAUAUUCUGAAUGAAGAUAUAUCCGAUGAAGAUGAUUAUGUUUUACCAACACAAUAUCAACCUUUUGAAAGAAUUUCAAAUCUUAUUAGACAGAAUCGUUUAAGCGAAUUGGUAAUCUAA
Messenger RNA from Lottia gigantea (owl limpet), 516 nucleotides. RefSeq lists its product as hypothetical. The record is from RefSeq and is a predicted model, not a curated record. The transcript is spliced from 4 exons. Lineage: Eukaryota; Metazoa; Mollusca; Gastropoda; Lottiidae. Bases 1 to 516 code for a protein of 171 amino acids.